This is a messenger RNA of Oryza sativa Japonica Group (Japanese rice), 1201 nucleotides long. RefSeq names its product protein GAMETE CELL DEFECTIVE 1, mitochondrial-like. The record is from RefSeq and is a predicted model, not a curated record. Lineage: Eukaryota; Viridiplantae; Streptophyta; Magnoliopsida; Poales; Poaceae.
GCAGAGGAUUUCUUAGUUGAUUGCUACCUAUACUCCGGAACAGGAGAGCCUCUCUGCGCGCAUUUCACCGAACACACACCAUGCACUCGCUCCGGCGCGCCCUCCGCGUCCCCACCUCCGCCUCUGGCCUGCGUCGCCUCUCCUCUAACCGCCGCGCGCCUCCGCCGUCGCGAGCCGCCGCCGGCGCCGCCACCGCGACCACCGGCGACGACGAGUGGAACGACGCCUGGGAGACCUCAUGGCUCCCGGGCGACUCCCCCACCUCUUCCCCGGCGCCCGCCGCGCCGUGGGAGUCCCCCACCUCGGGGGCCGCCACCGUCCCGGCCAUCUCCGCGGAGGUGGACCCUGACACCAAGGCCUUCGUGGCCGACAUGGACGAGCGCUGGGCCGAGCGCCGCGCCGCGUCGAGGCGGCCGCGCCCCGCUCCUCGCGCGGAGGGUGCGGGCGGCGCCGCGGCCAAGAAGGCGCAGGCCGACGAGUACAGGGCGAGGAAGCAGCGGGUGCACGCCGCGCUGUGGGUGAAGGAGAUCGAGAAGAUGGAGGAGGCGCGCCUCGGCGGCGGAGGCGGCGGCGCCGACGACAUCGACCGACUCCUCGACUCGUGCUCUGAGAUUUUCGAUUCUGGAAAUACAGAUUUUGGCGAUUCAAAGAUUCCAAGCACUGCUGAGAUCAAAACCAAGCCUGAUGGUUGGGAAACCACCUCUAGAGGACAGGAUGGUAGCAUAUGGGAUAUCUCACAGCGGGAAGAUGACAUUCUUCUCCAAGAAUUCGAAAGGCGGAUUGCUUUCAGUAAACAGCAGAUUGCUAGCUUCAUCAAAACACACAUAUUUAGCCGGAGGCGUCCUAUUGACGGAUGGAAGUACAUGAUCGAAGAAAUUGGCCCUAAUGCUAGAAAAGGGAAGGGGAGCGUACAGAGACUGCCCAGUGUGACUGAUCCUGCUACUCAGCCGUACAGGGAAGAGCCACCUGCAAUUGCAUCUGGUUCGCCAUUCAGAGGAAACCGGCCAUAAUCUCUCGCGUAUUUCCGUUGGUGUGUUUGAAGAUGUAUCAGUAGAUACAUUAUGUGCGAAAGGACAUGGUGACUUUUUCCAGCUACGGAGUGGAGUAGUUCAUAAAAUUUUGUACGGAUUGUUCUUCUGAAUAACAGCAAUGGAAAAUAUUCAAGUGUUCAAUGUUAAUGCUAUACUACUAUAUAUCAGCC